Molecule: messenger RNA, 1626 nt
Organism: Nestor notabilis (Kea)
Lineage: Eukaryota; Metazoa; Chordata; Aves; Psittaciformes; Psittacidae
Gene: NETO2
Product: neuropilin (NRP) and tolloid (TLL)-like 2
Exons: 8
Molecular function (GO): protein binding
Source: RefSeq, a predicted model, not a curated record
UGUUACUAGUAACAAUCUUUGUGGUGGAAGGGAUUGCUGUUGCACAGAAGACACAAGGUGGGCAAAAUAUUGGCACGAAUCGUAUUCCUCCCACCCAGUGUGAUAAUUGGGUACGGACAAGCAAUGGCGGACAUUUUGCUUCACCAAACUACCCUAACAUGUACCCACCAAAUCAAGAGUGCAUCUAUAUCUUAGAAGCUUCUCCACGACAGAGAAUUGAGUUGACCUUCGAUGAACCUUAUUACAUAGAACCUUCAUUUGAAUGUCGCUUUGAUCAUCUGGAGGUUCGAGAUGGACCCUUUGGUUUCUCCCCUCUCAUUAAUCGUUACUGUGGUCUGAAAAGUCCUGCACUAAUUAGGUCAACAGGGAGAUUUAUGUGGAUCAAGUUUACUUCUGAUGAGGAGCUGGAAGGAAAGGGAUUUCAAGCAAAGUAUUCAUUUAUACCAGAUCCUGACUUCACUUACCUAGGAGGUAUUUUAAAUCCUAUCCCAGACUGCCAGUUUGAGCUCUCAGGAGCUGAUGGAAUAGUACGUUCUAGUCAAGUAGAACAAGAAGGAAAAACAAAACCAGGACAAGCAGUUGACUGCAUAUGGACAAUUAAAGCUACUCCAAAUGCUAAGAUUUAUAUGCGAUUUCUCGACUAUCAAAUGGAGCAUUCAAAUGAAUGCAAAAGAAACUUUGUUGCUGUGUAUGAUGGAAGUAGUUCUAUUGAAAACCUGAAGGCAAAAUUCUGCAGUACUGUAGCAAACGAUGUCAUGCUGCAGACUGGGACAGGUGUAGUGCGGAUGUGGGCAGACGAAGGCAGUAGGCUAAGCAGAUUCAGAAUGCUGUUCACUUCCUUUGUGGAUCCUCCCUGCUCAGGCAACACUUACUUCUGCCAUAGCAACAUGUGCAUCAAUAAUUCUUUAGUUUGCAAUGGCAUUCAGAACUGUGCAUACCCUUGGGAUGAAAAUCACUGCAGAGAAAAGAAAAGAUCUGGAUUGUUUGAACAAAUCACCAAAACUCAUGGAACAAUCAUUGGCAUCACGUCAGGGGUAGUUUUAGUACUUCUCAUCAUUUCAAUUCUAGUACAAGUAAAGCAACCUCGCAAAAAGGUUAUGGCUUGCAAGACUGCUUUCAAUAAAACUGGCUUCCAGGAAGUAUUUGAUCCUCCACAUUAUGAACUGUUUUCACUAAGGGACAAAGAAAUUUCUGCAGAUCUGGCAGAUUUAUCAGAAGAACUUGAAAACUACCAGAAAAUGAGACGCCCUUCAACAGCUUCCAGAUGCAUUCAUGACCACCACUGUGGCUCCCAGGCCUCCAAUACAAAACAGAGCAGGACAAACCUCAGCUCCGUGGAACUUCCGUUCCGCAAUGACUUUGCGCAGCCUCAGCCAAUGAAAACAUUUAACAGCACAUUCAAGAAAAGUACUUACACUUUCAAACAAGCGCAUGACUGCCCUGAGCAAGUCAUAGAAGACAGGGUGAUGGAGGAGAUUCCAUGCGAAAUUUAUGUUCGAGGAAGAGAAGAUGCGGCACAAGGUUCAUUAUCUAUUGACUUUUGAUUUCCUAGUGAAGGUGGUAUCAGUGUCUAUACAAGAUGCUUGUGUACAAUGACAGUGUAUAUAUUAAAAGUCUAUUAUAUGC